Molecule: messenger RNA, 4798 nt
Organism: Gymnogyps californianus (California condor)
Lineage: Eukaryota; Metazoa; Chordata; Aves; Accipitriformes; Cathartidae
Gene: AHI1
Product: Abelson helper integration site 1
Exons: 25
Coding region: 123-3866 (1247 amino acids)
Biological process (GO): motile cilium assembly
Cellular component (GO): ciliary basal body
Molecular function (GO): protein binding
Source: RefSeq, a predicted model, not a curated record
CUUUGUGGCAUGUUUUGCAUAGAGAAUUCCUAUAUUACGGAUGCGGAAUAUAGCAACUCGAAUGGUGAAUUCUGAGGAAGAAGCAGCUGGUGUGUUGAGCCACUUCUAACUGAGGACUGAAAAUGCCAGCAGUUGAAAGUGAGGCAAAGGCAAAAACCAAAGUCCGCUUUGAGGAAAUCUUCAGACGUCAUGCUGGCCUAACAGACACAAAAAAAUCAAAGAAAAAGAAGUUUCACUGUCAAGAGAAUAUUGUGCUUGACACCUUUAGAAGUAAUAUUGAUCUAGCCAAGGAAAGUGUGAAUGAUGAAGCCAUUAUAAACAACACAUAUAAACCCGAAGAAGAGAGUCCUCGAUUUACAAAAAAUAAACUGAGAGAGAAAGCCUCAAUUGCAGAGAAAAUAAACAAUGAUAUUGUUAGUGGAGAGGAGAACAAGCAACCAAAGUCUAACAAGAAGAAAAAGAAAUCACUGUUACAAGAACAAUUUAAUGAGGAGGAGAAUUUAUAUGAAGCUAAAUUGGAGAGUUUUGAGAAAAAGAUUAAUGAUUUUCCAAAGAAGAAAACAAAAAGUAAAUCACAAACAGAUGUACCUCAUCAAGAAGGUGAUAGAAAGAUUAAAAAUUCCUUGACUGAAGCGAGAAAUGUAACUGAAUUAGAAGAGGAAGAACAGCUAAUUCGAGCCUAUCAGCUGCAUGUAGCUGAGGAUGAGGCAAAUGCAAUUAAAAAGAAAAUAAGAAUGAAGCUUAAAGAACAGAUGUCUGAAUUUACCUCCACUGUUCAAAGCCAUGAAGUUGUAUUGAACAAUGAAGUGGGCAAAAAGAAGAAAAAGAAGAAAGAAAUAGCAGUUUUAAGUGAAGCUGAAACAAGUGCAGUGUCUCUUUCUGAGCUACAGCAUCAUCCAGCAGAAGAUGGCAAUGAAAAUCGGUCAUUGGAAAGACUAUUCACAUCGGAAGGACAGAAACUGAAGGAAAGCAUGGAAAAACAGAAACCUAAAGCAAAGAAGGUUAAAAAGAAAACCAGAAAAGAAGAAAACACAGAAGUUGCUGCAGAAAAUGACACGGAAAUGAAGAAUUUGGAAAUUUCAACUCAGUCUAAAUUUGGUUUUGAUGAUGAUCUUGUCUUGGGAGUUUAUAUCCAUCGAUCUGAUCGACUUAAAACUGAUCUCCUGGUGUCUCAUCCCAUGGUUAAAAUCCAUGUUGUUGAUCAGAGAAGUGGCUUAUAUGUCAAGAAGGAUCAUAGCAAGAGGAAAGUUUCAUCUUAUUAUGAACAAGAACAAAUAGAGCACGUUCUUCCUAUUAUGACACAACCAUAUGACUUCAGACAGUCUAAAUCAACAGUUCCAGAGUGGGAGGAGCAAGUCAUAUUUAAUGAGUGUUUUAGUUAUUUUAUUCAAAACACUGAAGAAAGCCCUCGGGUGAUCCUGUUUUUUGAGAUCCUUGAUUUUCUAAGUAUGGAUGAAGUGAGAGCCAACUCUGAUGUACAAAUUCAGGACUGUGGUUUCCGAAAAAUUUGUUGGGCAUUUCUAAAGCUUGUAGGUGCAAAUGGAAUUCUAAACAUUGAUGGAAAACUCCGUCUGCAAUUAUAUUACCCACCUCCAAAGACCAAGUCACAUUUGAAUGUUGUUGAGGUUUAUGACUGGUGGGCAAAAUGUCCUAGAAAUCGUUACCCAUCAACUUUAUAUGUAACUGUAAGAGGCAUAAAACUGCCAGAUCAUGUUGCUCCUUCUUUCCGCUCUAUGAUAGCUGUUCAGCAGGAACAAAGUAGUGCAACAGUGUGUGAGCUCCAGAGAGAGGGAUCUAAAAAAUCAUGUGAACCUUUUCCAGAGGAGAAAAAGGAGCCAUUUAAAUGGACAAGAUUGCCUGGACAGGCUUGCCGCAUACCGAACAAGCAUCUGUUUUCACUGCGAGGUGGAGAUAUGGGCUGUUUCUGUAUUCGUUUCUCUCAUGAUGGGAAAACGCUGGCAGCAGCAUGUGCAGGAAAGAAUGGCUAUCCCAUUGUUUUGUACGAAAUUCCUUCUGGACAGUUCCUGAGAGAAUUUUAUGGUCACCUUAACAUAGUGUAUGAUCUUUGUUGGUCAAAAGACAAUCAAUACCUUCUUACUGCAUCCUCUGAUGGCACUGUCAGAAUGUGGAAAAUAGAAAUGCAGGCGGCAUCUGCAGUGAGAGUUUUCCCUCAUCCGUCAUUUGUUUACACUGCUAAGUACCACCCAGUUGCUGACUCGUUGGUUGUGACAGGAUGUUAUGACUCAGUGAUUAGAAUCUGGAAUGCAAAUGUGAAAGAAAUCCAUGGGCAACUGCUACAGGAGCUUGAUGGUCACAAAAGUUUCAUCAACACACUUUGUUUUGAUGCAGAAGGACUCCACAUGUUCUCAGGAGAUAGUUCAGGACUCAUAAUAGUUUGGGAUACAUCUGUCAAAGGAAGUUCUCAACACCUGUUUCAAUGCUGGAGGAUUAAUAAGGAAAUAAAAGAAAAUGAUAUUAAAGGAACACCAAUUAAUCAUUUGGAGGUGCAUCCAAAUGGAAGGCGUUUAUUAAUCCAUGCCAAAGACAGUACCCUGAGAGUCAUGGAUCUCAGAAUCUUGGCUACGAAGAAAUACAUAGGUGCCACAAACUACAGAGAAAAGAUUCACAGCACCUUAACACCAUGUGGUACGUUCCUGUUUUCUGGAAGUGAAGAUGGAAAGGCUUAUGUUUGGAAUCCAGAAACAGGAGAUCAGGUGGCCAUAUAUUCUGAACUCUCCUUCACGUCUCCACUUCGUGAUGUUGCCUUUCAUCCACAUGAACACAUGGUGUCAUUUUGUGCCUUUGGUCAAAACCAGCCAAUACUUGUAUACAUUUAUGAUUAUAAAGUUGCACAACAGGAAGCUGAACUCGUAAAAGAUCUCAGUUCAUCACUUACCACAGCUGCACCAAGAGGGCCACAGUUCUUUAGCAGUUUUUGUGAAAUUCCUGUACAAAAAAGUUCAGCGAUAUCUCCGGCAGAUCAGUUUGUCAGUGUUGCAAGAGCAUCAAUGAGAAUGCAGAAGGUGAAACAAAAACUUGAUUCUGUUAUGGCGAGCUCAAAUCUCUUGCUUCCUGCGCCAUCAUCGCUGUCGCCACACUCCAAGCUAAGACUGCCAGGCACUCUGAGCACUCCACUGAAUCCUCUGUAUUCUUUCGCUGCUAAAAGUGGGUGUUUCAGCCCAGUAGGAAAUCCUCUUAGCCGAACACUAUUGGGUAGACUACAGACGAAUGAUGACUGCCUGACUGCACUGGGGGUGAGAGGAGGAAGCAGUUGUCCACUCGGGCAAGAAACAGUAGUGGCUCUUUAUGACUACACAGCGCAUCGAUCAGAUGAGCUAACCAUGCAUCGCAGUGACAUUAUCCAAGUGUUAUACAAAGAUAAUGAUAACUGGUGGUUUGGCAGCCUAGCAAAUGGACAGCAAGGCUAUUUUCCAGCUAAUUAUGUGGCUGGUGAAAAAGAAUAUGAAGAACAACCUUCAGGAUUAGUACCAGAUUCUGCUCGUCUCCUACGUGAAGGACCAGAAGAAGCAGAGGAAGGUUCUCCAACACUACAUAAGAUGUCACCAGUCAUCAGUAAGUCAGGGGACCUAAAAUUGAGCUCGGAGCAUGACACAGAUAGAGACUCACCUGCAACACAAGGUGCAAAGAAAAAGAAGAAAAGGAUACAGAGGAACGAGAGAGAAAAUCAGCACAACUUAAUGGGUCUCGAUACUCCUGUAUCAUCAGUUACAGCUAAUGGUGUUGAAAAUGAACCUACAGCCCGUGGGGUGGAAUUGAAGAAGAAGAAAAAGGCAGUGAGAGGCUCAAACUUAAGCACAAAUGGAAAGACAAAUAUUGCCCUUGAGCCUGAAUGCUAUGACGUAUAGUCAUAAUUUAAUUCCAAAUACUGGUGUGAUAUUCAGUAUACACAUUGAAGGCUGCAACUACGAUCUCACUUCUAGGAUUAACAAGAAACAAAGAAAUUAAAAUACUCAAAUACACAGAAUGGCACCAGUUAUGACUUACCGAUGGUGUAAACCUGUUUUAGAAGACUUUUGCCCUGGGUUCCUUGAAAUCAACAGAACUUGAGUGUUCAGCUCCUCACUGGACUGGUGAAAUCUGAAACUGUCAAAUACAGUGUUAACCAAUUGAAUAACUGAUUACACCUUAACUUAGGCAUUUCUGUAGGCUGUAGAUCAAUCCAUUGGGAGCAGAGAAUCAAGUGAACAAGUGCGAUCUAGAGCAAAACAAGCCCAACCACUACAUAAGUUCUUAAAUUAGCAUUUUAAAAUGUGUUGUAAGUAAAAUAGAGGAGUGUUCAGAAUGGUAAAAUUCCAAAGGAACGAUGACAUUACAGUCAGUGUAGCUGAAAACAUAAGCUUUUUAAAAAUAUUUUCCUGACAUCAAAUAUUCACUUGGACUGCAUUUUGCAGCUCUGAAGUGAAUUGUUGAGUAACUACCUAUGCAACUACACUGUCUUCAGUGGGACUACUCAUGCUUACCAGUGUAAGUAAGUGUUGCAAAUUCCAGGCAGUUGUAUUUUUCAAAUGAGGUUUUCUGCACAUAAUAAAGAUGCAUUGCAGUUUUGUCAGAGUUCCUGGCUGCUUUGGCAGCAGUCUUGCCAAAUACACUUUCUUUUGUCUGAAUGAAAUAUUUCAUAUCCAACUGUACUGUUUGUUUUACUUGUAGUCCUUAUUCACUUGUAAGUGUCAUUAAUUAAUUUUUUUACUUGAGUAUUAUGUUGUGAACUUUUACUAAUGACUUCACUAAUUAUUUACAGUGCUAAAUAAUUUAUGGUUUAUAUUAAACGAAACACUUU